AUGGCGGAGCACUCCCAAGAUACCUCUCUUGGUUCUGAAAAGGUCGAGUCAAAAGUGGGCCUGGUGGGUAUGGAAAUCUGUAUAGUCGGGUAUGGAAUAAAUACUGCUGCAUUGAGUACUGCUCUUUUCAACAGUGGCUUGAGCUGUGGAGCCUGUUCUGAGAUUAAAUGCCAACACUUUGAUCUUUCUCAGCCUGUCUUCCAACGCAUUGCUCAGUACAAAGCUGGAAUAGUCCCAGUUCAAUAUAGAAGUUAUUACAAGGAUUGGAAGACAGGUGGAAUUAGAUUCACAAUAAAUGGGCACUCAUACGUUAAUCUAGUGCUCAUAACCAAUGUGGGUGGAGCUGGUGAUGUGUGCAUGAAUGUGAGUAAUGGAUACGAUUUUGGCAGUGAUGCAAGGAAGCUUUGCACCUGCUAA
This is a messenger RNA of Hevea brasiliensis (rubber tree), 417 nucleotides long. RefSeq names its product expansin-A15-like. Gene Ontology annotation, biological process: plant-type cell wall organization. The record is from RefSeq and is a predicted model, not a curated record. Lineage: Eukaryota; Viridiplantae; Streptophyta; Magnoliopsida; Malpighiales; Euphorbiaceae. Bases 1 to 417 code for a protein of 138 amino acids. The transcript is spliced from 6 exons.